AAACAACAACGAGAACAACUACAGCUACAACUCAGCGACGCGGCCGGAAAACUUCAACGCAGAUGACGUGCCGCCUCGAAUGCCUUCGCUGCCACAACCGCAGACUCAACCGCAAACGGAAACCACGAAUCACACUUUCAAGAGCUUAGCCUUCCUGGCUCCCGACGAUGGUGGCUUUGUUGUGGCCCCGCAGGCAACGGAAACAGAGUUCUCCCAGUCCUUGCCAAUUUUUGACUUUGGCAUGCCGCGCAACAUCACAGGACGAACUGGGCACACAGAGGCCAUCAUUAAAUGCCGUGUGGAUAGUCUGCAUGAUAAAUCGGUAUCCUGGAUACGCAAACGCGAUCUACAUAUACUGACUGUCGGGACCGCCACCUACACGUCUGACAAACGUUUUCAGGUAACGGAAUCGAAGGAUGCUCGCGAAUGGACGCUGCAUGUGAAGGCGCCGCAGACACGGGACAGCGGCAUCUACGAGUGCCAAGUGAAUACGGAGCCCAAAAUGUCGAUGGCAUUUCAACUCAAUAUCAUUGAAAUCUCUCCCGAUGCCAAAGCCAUCAUAAGUGGUCCACACGAUUUGCACUUUAAAGCAGGCAGCGCCAUCAUUCUUAACUGUGUGGUGCAGCAGCCGUCGGUUAAGGACAUUGGACCUAUUUAUUGGUAUCGAGGAGAGCACAUGAUCACUCCAUUCGAUGCGGAUGAUGGCGAUCCAGAAACCACCGGACUAGAACCGCUGCUGAACCAUCCGCAGCAGCAGCAACAACAAGCGGCAGUCGGCUCUGACAAAUUCGACACAUCGUUGAACGAGUUGCUGACGACAGAUAUCCAAAAGGAUUUUGCCACCCGCAUAGCCAUGGAAUCACAGCUUGGCGAUACGCUUAAGUCGCGAUUGCGCAUCUCCAAUGCACAGACAACGGAUACGGGGAAUUACACGUGUCAGCCGACAACAGCCAGCAGCGCCAGCGUCUUGGUGCACGUGAUUAAUGAUGAGAAUCCGGCGGCCAUGCAAAAAAGCGCCGCGGUCGCUUUAUUUGCCUUGACAUCGGCUCUAAGUCGAGGACUCGUUUGCAUUUUGGGACCUCUACUACAACUACAGCUACAACAACAACCGGCACCAUAUUAACUAGCAGCUGCUAAAACUGAAAGUUGCGGUUCUCAGUGAGAUGGCAUCUGUUAAGGAAGCAUCGUCGUCCUCGUCGCUGUCGUCGUCAUUAUUAACAAUGUUCUUGUACUGGCGAUGCAGGCACGCACACAUGCCCCCUUUUUUAUGUUUUUUAGAAACUGCAAAAGGGGGAAAACACCAACAACAUUGUCGUCGUCCUUGCCUCUGUUGCCAUUUGUCCU
Messenger RNA from Scaptodrosophila lebanonensis, 1344 nucleotides. RefSeq lists its product as uncharacterized. Gene Ontology annotation, biological process: synapse organization. Bases 80 to 1123 code for a protein of 347 amino acids. The record is from RefSeq and is a predicted model, not a curated record. The transcript is spliced from 6 exons. Gene Ontology annotation, cellular component: neuron projection membrane. NCBI's taxonomy places the organism in Eukaryota, Metazoa, Arthropoda, Insecta, Diptera, Drosophilidae.